AUGUCUGUGAAAGCCCCAGGGCCUGAUGGUUGGGACAUCCCUUUCAUAAAGAAGCUCGAGCCCCAACAUUGUGAUAGCCUAGUGGAACUUUUUACCAUGAUGGAAAGGGAAGCUGCCCUUCCUCACCAAAUGCAAUUCAGCUUGGUGGUCCUCUUGCCCAAAAACGAGACCAUCGAAAGACCCAUAGCUUUGAUGCAUUGCCUGCUCAAGGCCUAUUUGAAAAUGCGAUGGCCUUUGAUCUCCCAAUGGUUGGAGGAUGUCGACCGCCAGCUCUGGUGGGAUUCUGCAAAAAAGGGGACAAGUACUUUAGAUGUCAGCCUCAAAAGGAUGGUGGCUUUUGAGGGCAGUCGCUGCAACAACCGCCAUCGUGUGACUCUUUUUGUUGACUUAACGACAUUUUACGAAGGAGUUCCCCAUGAGGACCUGAUAAGAAAGGCGCUGGCAAUGAACUUUCCAGCGCCGUUGUUAAAUUUUGUUCUGCAGGCUUAUAAAGGACCCAGACUCAUCCAGUGUGAGGAAGGGGUGAGCCCUGUCCUUUUUGCGUCAAAGGGCAUACAGGCGGGAUGCCCUUUGGGGCCCAUUCUGGCCAAAGUAGCGCUUGCAGACCCUUGCGAAGAGGCCCUCUCAGGCUCCAGCGCCAAAGACACCAGUGUCUGGAUAGAUGACAUUGCAGUCGAUGCUGAAGAGCUCAAUCCAGGCCUGGCAGCCCGCAACAUCCUUGCACUGAGCAAACGACUCUUCGCAGCGCUUAGACAACGCGGGCACACGCCGUCGGCAAGCAAAACAUACUUUCUGGCCUCUUCCAAAGAGGCGGAACAAAGCCUUAAACGCAUCCGCGCAGAAUCGGACCCUCCGGUGAGUUCCUUAGGCCGGGACUUAGGCAUCACCACAGCGGGGGCGCGACGUAGAACCACUAAGGGCGCAAUGUCUCGAUUCAAAAAGGGAGGCAAAAGGCUUCAGCGGCUGCAUCGAUUGCAGGUACCACAGGCCAGACAGCGCGCCAGGCUUUUCUCGGCCAGUGUUCUCACCAGCGGCCUUUGGGGACAUCAGGGUCAGGGAGUCUCCCCAAAGAACCUCAAGAUGGUGAGGUUUCAGGCCGCGGUUCUUAACAACAAGCACAAGCUAGGUAGUGUAGACAUCACCCUGGACCUUCAAGAGCAUGUCAAGGAUCCCAUGGAAGGCAUCAUUGUCCAACAUUGGAGAGCCAUGUCCAAGCUUGUCCGCAACGAUCUCCCUUGGUUUGUGCGCACGUGGGAUGUUCUCAGUUCCGGGCUGCAGGGCCAACACAGAUGGAAAAAGGUGGCAGGCCCGACUGCGGCCCUCAUUGCUUACCUCAAAGACCUUAACGUAGAAGCGUCAAAUGAGGCCCCUUUCAACUUUAUGAGGACUUUCGCAGCCAAGCGAACAAACUUACUGCCCUCAGAGCAGUUUGGCAAGGGGCGGUUCUUACUUCAAGCAAAGGAUCUCGCUCACAUUGCCCCCUUUGUCAUGUCCCGGGCAGUCUUGAACAUGUUCUCCAUGACUGUAAGUGGUGGCAACAUAGGCUUGCGAGCAUCAGCCGAGUCCCUGGCCCUCGGAGUGGAUUUGCCAUGCCUCACAUCGGCCCCACAACCUAGGUCAGUAAGUAUGCUUCCCGUUUACCUCAACCAAACCGGCAGCCGUUCUUCUCAGCAGUACCUCACCAUGGGGGGGCAGGGAAAAGGCAAGGGGUACGGUCGCUCAGUGCACCGGAACGACCCCCAGCAGGAGGAGCGAUGGCAGGAACUGGACGCGAAGCGGUGGGACAACUGGCAGUCACGAACGUCCCGAUCAACAGCGGUGCGCAACCGCGACAGGCCCAACAAGGCCGAAAGGGAGCUCACAAAGCGGACAGCGCGGGUCAAAGCAAAGCCCGCUCAAAGUCCUCGUCAGCCACCGCCUCCUCCUCCAAGCCGGCGGAGAAAGGAGGCAUCCGCGCCUUCUUUGGGACAAGCGCAGGCAAAAGAGGAGUGGGAGGCCCUUCCUCAGGUUACCUCUCCCAAGAGCGUCAAGUCCGAGCUCUCCUCAGAUUCCUCAAGCGUGGAAAUCCUGGACUCGGAGCUCACACCAUGGGACCGCAGAGUUUUCCUUAAGGGGGUGCAGCAGGUCAUGCUAGAGCAUGCCCCUGUGCACCUUGUUUCAGCCUCUAUCCCAAACAUCAAGGCGCCCUUCAGGCCUGAGUACUACUUGCACAAAGAAGUUCUUCUCCUUCGCCACCCCCUUCUCAAGCAGUGGCAGGAAACAACUGUGCAGCGUGCUGGCAAACCUGGGCAGCAUCGUAUUGCCUUUGACCUGGGCGAGCAUGUCCUCAAGAUAGGGGAGCAUGGUGAUGAGGCGGAGUUCUGCAGGUGGUUCCCAGGGCUUACGGCCCGUGUGCUCUGGGCAGGGCCUGUCCGUGUUGCGUUCACUGGCAAGCCUCCCCCCUGCGGGGAAGAAACAGUCCUGCAAGGUGAGAUCCAGGAGAAAGUCGAGCUUGCAGUGCCCUGGCUAGAGAUGCAAGGGGUAAACUCUUCUGGAGCUUGGCAAUGGCUGGUUUACACUUUGGUGGCUCUCAUGUGGCUUGAAUGGCAUGGAGUUCACCUCAAAGACCUCGGUGCGUCAAACCUUUCCUUGACCCUGGGCCAGACGGCCCAUCCGUACCUCAAGCUGUGCGAUGCUGGGUCGUGGUACUGGGGCAAGAAGCAAUCAGUACUUCCUGGUUUCUGGGCAGUGGUCAGCAGGCCCAGAAGGGAUGAGGGUGCCUCUCCCAAGAGUCGCCUCCUUUGCUGGGAAGAGGAGACCUCUCCCGCUGAUGAGCAAGCCCCUGAGCCCGGGCCACAACACGUGCAACCCCCUGAGCCCUUGGUGGAUAACCAGGCUCAGGGGAUGAGGAAUCCUGGAGUCGUGCUUCGGGAAAAUCCUCAGCUUGAGCAGCACAAUCCUGUGCACCGCCCCCCAGCCGUGGUGGCAAACCAGGCUGAGAGGGAUGAAGCUCCUGGAAUUGUCCUUCGGGAGAAUCCCCAUGCACCUGGGGCUGGUCCGGUUUUGGGUGCCCCAGACCAGGACAGCUGCUCUGAAGAAAGCGAGGAGGAGCCAAUGGUGCCUGAUCCCAUUGUGCAUCCGGAGCCUCCCCCAGCACCGCCAGCUGCGCCUAUGCUGCCCGCCCCGUUGAACUUUGAUGGUAUGGAUCAGGAAGCGGGCGCAGCCUUUGCUAUUGCUGAGAGGGCUCGCAAUACCAAGCCAGGAUUGGUGGCUUUCAAAUCCGAUCUGGGCUAUGCUGGUGUCUUCCAGGCCCUCCCCAAGGACCUGAUCCACGUGUGGUUCAAUGACACGGGGGACAGCACUGCGGAGUAUAUCCACAAUGGAAGAACCAGGUUCGGAUAUGAUGUUGGCGGUGGCUACGUCUUGAAGGUUGGGACGAAGCAGGCGUUUGGGGACGAGGUGGCGAUUUCGGCUUUGCUUCCUAAGGUGGCAGCCACCAUCAUUGGGGCUGGAUCAACGACACUGCAGGUGCUGCUCUCUGGGCGACCAUGGGAGUUCAGGUCCCACUUGGUGGCUUGGUCGAUGGUGGAAAAAGUCGAGCUCCUCACGGAUUUUGGUUCUAGGAACCAGAUCCACCCUCAGUGGUCCUUGUAUGCCUUCGCCCUCCUUUUGCAAUUGAGCCGUCAUUUUGCUCUGCGUGAUGUGUCAAAAACCAACCUGGGCAUUAAACCAGGACUCAGUGCUGCGAAGCCCAUGUUGUGCUUUUUCGAUCUCGCGGAUUGGCGCUUCGAAGGGCUCAAUGCUGGAAGUUGGUUUCCCAAGUAUAGCUUGCGCAGCUUCAUCGAGACCCUUCGAUGUGUCUGUGACGUCACGCCGUUGGAGCCGUAUCUCCGCAGGCAGGCGGUGGUCCCUUGCCUCAACGAUAUCAUUGCGGUUCUCCCUGAUGCGCUCAAGGCAAACUUGGAAAUCCAAAUGGUCCUCAUGAACGGCCGCAGGAGCCGAUAUGGUUCCACGGAUACCAUCCUAGAUAUGACGGCCCAUGAGGUUCAGGAUCCCUACCUUAUUGUGGUAACCCAGCACGUGGAAAGUCUUUUCAGGAUGAUGGCCAGAUGUAACCGCAUGGGAUGGGAGGCAGUACAGGACACUUGGCGGGUGGUCUGGAAGCGGCUGGAGGCUGCGAAGCACGGUUGGCCCGUGGUCACUGGACCCAUCUCUGCCAUGUGUCAAUACCUCCGCGACCUCCAGGUCGACGGCCACGAUCCUUCCCGCUGGGUUUUUGAGGAGCGUGUUCUCGAAAUCAAGCCCUCUGAGGUUUCGGUUGUCUGUCAAACCUCGUCUUUCCUCACGGACAUCAUCAAGACCCAGAGGUCUCGUCGCAUCGGAUCGGCCUCGUCGGCAGCGGGUGCUGCGGGCGGGGUCGAUUGGACGGUCCCGCGUCGCCUGCUCAAGUCAGUGCGCACCAAAACAACCCGGUACGCCUAUCGGGCUGUUUUCCAAGGGUCCAUUCUUCAUAAUGGCAAUGGUGGCAAGGAUAUCUGUAAGUUUUGUGGCGAUCCCGGGGCCACCCUGCGUCACCUCAUGUAUGAGUGCCCUUCCUUCCCUGGUGGCAUGCGGUUACCGGGGUACGUUCUGGCGGAGAAGCGCCGUUUCCCUGAUGACUGCCUGUGGCUUCGGGGUAUGCUUCCCCUUAAAUACCUCCCAGUCGCUCCCUCGGGGGACCUAGAAGUGGUCAAGACAGGCGUGUUUCUCACGUCCUCCCAGGUAGUAGCAGACGGGUUGGUGGUUGCUACGGACGCGUCAGGGGGAAAGUUCACCAAGGAUCCGCGACUGCGAAGAGUGAGCUGGUCUGUCGUCGUGGGGCGGGUUCAAGAUGGUCUGUUUCAGGCCAACCAGUGCGCCGACGAGUUGGCAGGCAAACGAGCUGCCACCAUACCGCCUGUAGCAGGGCGGAAAGUCCAGGACCUGGAUAGGCCUCGGUUUCCACGCCUCCUGGGCGGCCGGACUCUCCAGGGGUCGUGGCCCCUUCUGGCGCGAGCAGCGCCAACGAAUGGCAGAGGGGAAGUCGUGGCGCUCUACGGCUUGGCCGCCUCCCCCCCCUCCGGCUCCUCGGCGGCGCUCUCCUUCUCCUCGUUUGGUCCUGCGCUCAGUGGACAGAAGCCCUACCCCUCCCACCCCUCCGCGAAGGAGGGGUCAGAAAGGGCUACGUCCAGCCGUGACCUUCCCAACCAGCAUGCACGGCCUAGAUCCCCCUCGGAGUCCAGGGCCCGGCCCCCUGCAGACCCGGCCCCUGAGGCUGAGGAGUCCCCCUGGGGCCGGCGGCAACGCAUGCGUAGAGAAGCUCAGGACUUUACCCCGGGUGUGCGCGCGGCUGGUGAAGCAGCAAGCUACAUCAAGCGGCCCACCUCGCCUCGGCACUUCCUCCCUCCAGAUCUCACACUUACGUGGGACCCGAUUCGCCAGGUCGUGGUGGAAGCCCGAGUUCUCACGCGCCUGGGCUGGGGACAAAGCCGUGUAGGCUACCAGCUGUCUCAGGCGUUGGUCUUGAAGCUCACGGAUGAUGCAUCCUUAAACGGUCCGGAGAUUGAUAUGGCGCGGCGUUUUCCCCGGCUCAUGGCUCCCAUCCUUACCAGUGGCUCCAUGUGGAUUGGACUCGGGCCUGAAGGAGAGCCAGGUGCGGGCCUGCAUCGUUUCCUGUACCACGUGCAAGAGCAUCGCUGCCAGGCCUGUGAGUGGCUCCAGGAAAAUGCUGCCAAUGGUCUCCGUGUUCACUCCUACCUCCUGGCCACGUUGGCCACCUUGUUCGGGUUGAUGCCAAGGAUGUGGGCAUGUCAAACCUGA
This is a messenger RNA of Symbiodinium natans, 5817 nucleotides long. The record is from the annotation of a GenBank genome assembly. Lineage: Eukaryota; Dinophyceae; Suessiales; Symbiodiniaceae.